GAUCCGGGAGCGCCGUCCCCGUCCCCGAAGGCGGAGACCGGUGCGGGGCGCUGCGCCAUCCCGGGCCGGGCGCGGGACUCCCAGGCUGUACUUAAGCGGCCGCGGGCGGUGCGGGGGCAGCGCCAUGAAAUCGGGGCGGUUGCUGCUGCUGCUGCUGCUGGCGGCCCCCUCGGGCCCCCUUGGCCACUGCCGGCCGGCCUCGGGUCGCCGCCUGCAAGGGAAGUUUGGCGAGUGCCCCCCGCCCAGCAGGAUCCCCUCGAUGCCCUGCGACAACUUCUGCUCCUCGGACAUGGAUUGCCCGGGCAGUGAGCGCUGCUGCAGCACCGGCUGUGGACGGGAGUGCCGGCUCCCCAUCGGAGCCAAGAGUGGCUUCUGCCCACGGCUGGACCCUGACAUGAUGAGCAUCUGCCUGGUGAAGUGUAGCAGCGACAGCAACUGUCCAGGCAAUGCGAAGUGCUGCAGCAUGGGCUGUUUCGUCCACUGCGUGAAACCAGUGCCAGCCAAACCAGGCAUCUGCCCCAAGAGAAAGGUGCUGCAGACCUUCGCCCCCUGCAACAACUCCUGCAGCGAUGACACUGACUGUCCUCGCAACAAGAAAUGCUGCUUCGCGGGCUGUGGCCGCAACUGCCUGCCUCCAGUCAAAAAUACUGCAGCCCCUCUCCAGCCCACUGGCUGGGGCCACCAGCUGGGUUCUGCUACCUUCAGCAGCCUCGUGUCCUCGGCUGACAUCUGUCACCUCCCGCUUGUCCGUGGCCCGUGCAGGGGACGCUUCCGUCACUAUGCCUAUGCAUCUGCCCUGGGCACCUGCCAGCCGUUCAUCUACAGCGGCUGCGGGGGGAACGCCAACAACUUUGGGACGCUGGAGGAGUGCCAGCAAGUCUGCGAGCAACAGGGGAGAGCCAAGGAGUGACCCUGAGGAGGAGGCAGCAGCUGGGCUAGGGGCCCUCCACGGAGCCGGCAACCCAGGGGUCAGGGUCUACAGCGAUGCUGACCACUGCCCUCUGUCCCAUGCAAUAAAGCGCCAGGAUGACUGGCUUGCAGCA
Phalacrocorax carbo (great cormorant) is the source of this 1043-nucleotide messenger RNA. The record is from RefSeq and is a predicted model, not a curated record. Lineage: Eukaryota; Metazoa; Chordata; Aves; Suliformes; Phalacrocoracidae.